AAUUUGUUUGUCGUGUAACGAAAUUCCAUGGGCUGAUGAGCCAAGUUGGCCAAGUUCGACGAAGCAUGGCGAAGUGUGAGGAUCUGUAUGUCGGGCUCCACGAUCUCGUAAUCGUUAAACCGUUCGUUAGAGAUAAAUGGAAAGAGAGGAGAAAAUACAAGGGAAUAGAAAUUUCUUGGAGUGACCACGUGUUCACUCGUAUUUAUGAGUAUGGUAGCUUGUUCACGUGGAUCUAUGCAAUCGUUGAUUAUUCUGAUACGAAUGCUGAUAAUAACUGUGAUAGCAAGAUAGAUACUAUAUCCAGGAAUUCCAGGAUGCAAGAGUACUGUGAUAUCAAGAUUGAUACUUAUGUAGGAUAUAGAAGCACUAUCAAGAUUGACAUAAUCUUAAGUAGAGAACAGUGAUAUCAAGAUAGAUACUAUUAAUACUUCAUAUCUGUUAGCAUAUAUUUAUUAAAUAUUAUACUCUAUAUUUAUUAUAAUUUAUUUAAGAAUGGAUUGUGAAAAGGUGUAUUUGUAUUUAUUUAAAUAUAAACUAUUAAAAAAUAAUUUUUAUUAUGCGAGGAAUAAGACACACUCUUGGUUAACCAAGAUAUUUUAAAGUUAGAUAUAAAUAUAAAUUCGAUAAUUAAUACAAUUUUGUCAAAUUUUAAAGAAGCAAGCAAGUAGAAAUUUAUAUUAUAACUGAAUAUGUUUAUAGCUUAAUAAAUAUUCCUACAAUAAAAA
Ooceraea biroi (clonal raider ant) is the source of this 725-nucleotide messenger RNA. RefSeq lists its product as uncharacterized. NCBI's taxonomy places the organism in Eukaryota, Metazoa, Arthropoda, Insecta, Hymenoptera, Formicidae. The record is from RefSeq and is a predicted model, not a curated record.